Molecule: messenger RNA, 213 nt
Organism: Dracunculus medinensis (Guinea worm)
Lineage: Eukaryota; Metazoa; Nematoda; Chromadorea; Rhabditida; Dracunculidae
Source: the annotation of a GenBank genome assembly
AUGAGAUUUCGGUUUUUCGGUUAUUCCCUUCCUCUUCUAAUAGACCGCACUGCUCAGGCCAGCUUAAUGCCUAUAAAGCUAAGGCCGUUAGCUAUAAUGUCCGUAACGCUAAUGCCAAUGCUAAUGCUUAUAACGCUAAAGCCAUUAACUGCAACGCUACAGUCACCGGUUGCAGUGCCUAUAACGCUAAGGCAUUUCGCUCUCUUCUAUUAA